AUGACGUGCGUGGAGAAAGCAGGCAACGAUGAGAAGAUGCUCAUCAAAAUCUUCCGGUGCUUGGGAAGCUGGUUCAACCUGGGUGUCCUGGACAGCACCUUCAUGGCAAACAGCAAGUUACUGUCGCUCCUCUUCGAGGUGCUGCAACAAGACAAAACAUCAUCAAACCUCCACGAAGCCGCUUCGGACUGCGUGUGCUCGGCUCUCUACGCCAUCGAGAACGUGGAGACGAACCUUCCCUUGGCCUUGCAGCUUUUCCAGGGCGUCCUCACCCUCGAGAGUGCCUAUCACAUGGCUGUCGCACGCGAGGACCUCGACAAGGUGCUCAAUUAUUGCCGUGUUUUCACCGAGCUGUGCGAGACCUUCCUAGAUAAAAUAGUUUGUACGCCGGGCCAAGGGCUGGGGGAUCUGCGGACGCUGGAGCUGCUGCUGAUCUGCGCAGGUCACCCGCAGUACGAGGUGGUAGAAAUUUCAUUUAACUUCUGGUACAGACUAGGGGAGCACCUGUACAAGACAGACGAUGCGGUCAUCCACAGCAUCUUCAAAGCCUACAUCCAGCGCCUUCUCCACGCUCUGGCCAGACACUGCCAGCUUGACUCGGACCACGAGGGUGUCCCAGAGGAGACGGAUGAUUUCGGGGAGUUCCGGAUGCGGGUCUCGGACCUGGUGAAGGACCUGAUCUUCCUGGUGGGAUCGGUGGAGUGUUUCGCUCAGCUUUAUGCGACUCUGAAGGACGGGAAUCCACCCUGGGAGGUGACGGAAGCCGUCCUCUUCAUCAUGGCCUCCAUCGCUAAGAGCGUUGACCAGGAGAACAACCCGACGCUGGUGGAGGGAGAGAUGAGCGAGGUGGUGGACAGAAACCCCCAGUUCCUGGAUCCCGUGCUGGGUUAUUUGAUGAAAGGUCUGUGCGACAGUUCAGGGACAGCCUUGGUCCUGGCCAGGCUCCCCUUGGAGAAGAUAGCAGAAUGCCUCAGCGAACUCUGUGCCGUACAGGUGAUGGCGCUGAAGAAGCUGCUCUCUCAGGAGCCAAGCAACGGCCUCUCCUCAGACCCUACCGUGCCCCUGGAUCGACUUGCUGCUUUUCACAGACACACCAACCCCAUUGUAGAAAAUGGACAGAUCCAUCCGUGCCAAAAAGUCAUUCAGGAA
Messenger RNA from Balearica regulorum gibbericeps (East African grey crowned-crane), 1149 nucleotides. Lineage: Eukaryota; Metazoa; Chordata; Aves; Gruiformes; Gruidae. The record is from RefSeq and is a predicted model, not a curated record.